AUGAGUCUCGCUGACCCGAAGUGGAAGUUCUGUAUCGUCUCAUCACUUCUUCAGGGUGGCGCAUUUGUCAAACAAUCCGGACGCUGCUUGUGGCAUCCCAUGAUCGCCGCAGCCCAAGCCGGAACCGAGGACAUUGUAUCGCUGCUGCUGAAGUACGGUGCUCUGACGAAUGUCGAGGACUACAACGGCAGCACACCUCUGGAGGCUGCUAUAAUCUAUGGCUAUGCACGCAUUGCGCAGCUUCUCAUCGAUCACGGCGCCAAUGUACAGCGUAAGGACAAGGACGGAUCCACGCCUCUCAUCCAGGCAACCAAACAUUGCAGGUCUCGUAUCGUCUGGCUCCUGCUGGACAAAAAAGCAAAUGCUGACGAGCAGGACUCGAGUGGUUCAACUGCGCUACAUUACUCU
Cryphonectria parasitica EP155 is the source of this 408-nucleotide messenger RNA. RefSeq names its product ankyrin. Gene Ontology annotation, molecular function: protein binding. The annotation marks the transcript as partial. The transcript has a single exon. Gene Ontology annotation, cellular component: nucleus; cytoplasm. The record is from RefSeq and is a predicted model, not a curated record. Lineage: Eukaryota; Fungi; Ascomycota; Sordariomycetes; Diaporthales; Cryphonectriaceae.